GAGCCAGCAACUGGCAGCAGUGCCUAUAUAUACACUGAUCCCGUUGCCUUCUGGGCCAAGAAAGGGCGCUGGCCAGAGGAACAGGACUGGCCAGAGGAAACCUCGUCGACAACUUCCACCAUAGACCGCCGCUACCUUCCGAGAAAGAAGUCCUCGUCCAAUCUGUCCCGGAAGCGAUCUAAUUCGGCUACAUCCACGACGCCCAGCGACCAGAAGCCGAGGGAGCUGAAGAGUGCGCCGUAUAAGGAUGCGCGAUAUCCGCUCCUGCUGCAGACCAAGGGCUCGUACAUGCGAGUCUCUGAGCUUGGUAUUACGGAUGGAAGCAAGCAGCUCAUCAGGAGCCUUCAGAAUGACGAGCAGUCGGCUCCACAGGGGACCCUUUUCGACGAUGAAAUCUUUUUGGAUGCUUGUUGCAACCUCGAGAAUAAGAAUGAGGCGAGGAUUAUCCAAGACAUCUCGAGGCUUAUCGUUCCUUCAGCGGAAUCUCUUGCACUCCGGAACAAGAACUAUAAAUUCCUUGUCGAGAGCGUCAAUGAAGGUUGGAAUAACUCAAUACCCCUGACCGGUACUCGCCCACAGCCUGACUACUCUAUUGGGUUUAAACGGGACGCAUUCACCAAGGACCAGCUUGACAAGCUGUCGCCCUUUAUUGGCGACUUGAUCACUGGGGACCAGUCCCUCUUCAUGGCCACAUACUACAUGUACUUCCCGUUCCUGACCUGUGAAGUGAAAUGCGGUGCUGCUGGGCUUGACAUUGCAGACCGGCAGAACGCCCACAGCAUGACGCUUGCGGUGCGAGGCAUUAUCGAGCUCUUCCGUGCUGUCAAGCGCGAGGAUGAGGUUAAUCGGAGGAUCCUCGCCUUCUCUGUCUCACACGACCACCGGUCAGUACGGAUCUACGGCCACUACCCGGUGAUAACUAGGGAAGAUAUCAAGUACUACCGGCACCCGAUUCGUACUUUUCACUUUACUGAAUUGGAUGGCAGAGAUAAAUGGACAGCAUAUCGGUUCAUUAAAAACGUAUAUGAUGUGUGGAUGCCAGCUCACUUUGAGAGCAUCUGCUCUGCUAUUGACCAGUUGCCGUCGGAUCUGAACUUUGACGUUCCACCGCUUUCCGAGGCAACCGGUCUUUCCCAGGAUUUGGGCAGCUUGUUGCAGUCAGAUGCCAGCUGCGCUUCUAUGCCGGAUGGGUGGGACAGCCAGUCGAGCAAUGGCGAGCAGCAAGCGGUCACUCCAGAUACCUCUUCUAGUGGAGUGGCAAAGAGGAGGAAAGGC
Trichoderma reesei QM6a is the source of this 1275-nucleotide messenger RNA. RefSeq lists its product as uncharacterized. The record is from RefSeq and is a predicted model, not a curated record. The transcript has a single exon. The annotation marks the transcript as partial. Lineage: Eukaryota; Fungi; Ascomycota; Sordariomycetes; Hypocreales; Hypocreaceae.